AUGCCAGAACCUGAUCCACAUUUAGUCAAAGAAGAAACGAAGGAUACCGGUGUCCCUCCAACUCACAUAUACUCCUUCAGAGACCCUUCUUCAGAUGAUUCACCAGUUGAAGCCUCUACCGAUGGUGUUUGGGAGUCUGGUCUCCCCAUUCUUAUUGAUAUGGGCACGUAUCAGACGCGUGCGGGCUAUGCCACACAGGAAGGUCCCGCGUCCAUUUUCCCCACCAUAUAUUCCAAGUAUAGGGACCGCAAGGUGAAUCGGUCGUACUCACUGAUUGGACAAAAUGCAUACUACGACACCAAUAGCCGGUCCGGUAUGAGGUCGCCGUUUGACGGCGCGUUUGUGUCGAACUGGGACGGAGUUGAGCUUAUCUUGGACUACACAUUCUCGCGUCUGGGAGUCAAGUCUGAAGGCCGGGUUGAUAACCCAGUAGUGAUGACAGAAAUGCUGGGAUGUCCGGCUGCCCAACGCAAAAAUUUCAAUGAGCUUUUUUUCGAGGCUUACAAUGUUCAAUCAUUAACUUAUGGUAUUGACUCAUUGUUUUCAUACCACUACAAUGGCGGCUCUAACGGUGUUGUCAUUUCAUCAGCACACGAAUCUACACAUGUUAUCCCGGUACUCAAGGGCAAGGGAAUGCUCCCACUAGCUAAACGAAUCAACUGGGGAGGCCGACAAUCAGCUACGUACAUGCAGAAUCUGCUCAACUUGAAAUACCCCUAUUUCCCAACUAAGAUUACCCAGCCACAAGCCAUGUGCCUUGUUCGUGAUUACUGCUAUGUUUCUAAGAACUAUGCGCAGGAGCUUGCGGAUUUUUUAAAGUAUGAUGGUCUUGAGAACCGUGAGCGGGUGGUUCAGGCCCCCUUUACGGAGAAUGUUGCGCCAGAAAAGACAGCCGAGGAGCUGCGGCAGAUUGAAGAACGGCGGAAGGAAAGUGGCCGGAGGUUGCAAGAACAAGCAGCCAAAAUGCGACUGGAAAAGCUUGUUGAAAAGGAAAACAACUUGGAGUACUACCGGCAGUUACAGACACGCGUUGACGAGGCCCCGAAAAAGGACACAAAGAAAAUUUUAGACCGCGAAGGGUUUAAGGACCAAGCAGCGCUGACCAGAGUGAUGAAUGAUCUUCAAAGAGCUAUUAGAAAGGCACGGAAAGAAGAUGUUGGUGAGGAUGAUACACCGGCGGAACCACCGAGCUUCCCGUUGUUGGACAUACCAGACGACCAGCUUGAUGCAGAACAAAUUAAAGAGAAGCGCAAACAACGACUUCUCAAGGCCAAUUAUGAUGCACGGAUGCGAGCCAAGGAAGAGAAACAACGAGAGCUUGAGCGCCAGGCGGAAGAAGAGCUCAAGAACGCGGAAUGGCGCGAGCGAGACUUAGAUGGAUGGAUUGCACAUCACCGAGAAGAAAGAGGAAAGCUUGUUGAUUCUAUUAAGGAAAAACAACGACUUAAAGCUCAGCUUCAGGACCGCAAGUCGCUAGCCUCGCAAAACAGAAUGAAGAACAUUGCAGCGUUGAUGAGCGAUAGCGGGCGAUCCAAACGGCGGCGAGGCGGAGGAGCACAAGACGACGAUGCGGACGACAACUUUGGAGCAGACGACAAUGACUGGGCAGUAUACCAGGAUUUGGGCAACGAUAGUAGUGGAGAGGAAGAGGAAGGGAAGCAAAAGGAGAUCAAAAGAUUGGAGGCGUUGUUGCUGGAGCACGAUCCGAACUUUACAGCCGAAGAUACGCGGGAGGCAGAAUUGGAUUGGCGCAAGAGUGUGGUGCAUCUAUUUCUGCAUGGCCCACGGGCGUUUGAUCCAGAUUCGAUAGAGCAACAGCACCGUGUGGUACUGAAUGUUGAGCGAAUCCGGGUUCCUGAGGUGCUGUUUCAGCCCUCGAUUGCUGGCGUAGACCAAGCCAGCGUCACUGAGAUUGUGGAUGACUUACUUCUGCGGCGAUUGGACUCAGAGACCCGGGAAAGAGAGGCAAGUACACUGGUGCUUCAGGAUAUUUUCCUGACUGGAGGGCAGGCACAUUUUAAAAAUUUUGACGAACGCUUGCAGACUGAUCUCCAGUGCGUGUUGCCCACUGGUGCACCACUCAAGGUACGACGGGCCCGGGACCCGAUGCUUGACGCGUGGCGGGGGAUGGCACUUUUUGCAACGACUGCAGACCGGUCCAAGGUGUUUUUCACGCGAGAACAGUACCUUGAGAUGGGUCCACACUAUGUUUUUGAACACGGGUUUGGCAAUGAGUUUUUUUAA
This is a messenger RNA of Magnusiomyces paraingens, 2244 nucleotides long. RefSeq lists its product as uncharacterized. The transcript has a single exon. Gene Ontology annotation, cellular component: cytoplasm; Ino80 complex. The record is from RefSeq and is a predicted model, not a curated record. The coding region runs from base 1 to 2244 and encodes 747 amino acids. Lineage: Eukaryota; Fungi; Ascomycota; Dipodascomycetes; Dipodascales; Dipodascaceae. Gene Ontology annotation, biological process: regulation of DNA-templated transcription.